GUCGGUACAUUUAUUAAUCCCCGCCGUUUCCGUCCGGGCCGCUCCGCGUAAAGAUGGCGGCCAGCUCCCAGCGAGGUCUCGCUCCCUCCGCCGGCGCCGCAGACCACGGACAGCACCCCGGCGCUCCAGGCGACGACAGCGAUGAAGGAGAGGACAUCUUCACCUAUGCCAGUAAUCCUAUACAGAAUAAGUCAAGGACUCUGGCACACAACAAUCUAUUCAGUGGAGCACUGAUGACCACCAGCACUAAACCCAAGUCUAAUGGUAUCAGUGCGGAUCAGGAUGAAGACUUAUUUUCAGACUCUACUGUGGAGGUGUCCUUGGACAGCCCCCGGAAUAACAGGAGAAACUUCACCUCACUGCCCCCCGCAUCUGCCGUCGCCACAUCGAAAAAUGGACGUGAGGCCGUGGAAGAGCUAGAAUGGGAGGAAGAUGAGGACAAGUUUGAGCUGAAUAUCGGAGUCACCAACCCCGAGAAAGUCGGUGAUGGCAUGACUGCGUAUAUGGCCUACAGAGUCUCCACACAGACCACAUUGCCAAUCUUCAAGAACAGGAUGUUUACGGUGAAGAGGAGGUUCAGUGAUUUCCUGGGACUGUACCAAAAACUGUCUCUGAAACACUCACAGAAUGGCUACAUUGUUCCCCCACCUCCGGAGAAAAGCAUCCUGGGAAUGACCAAAGUAAAAGUAGGCAAGGAGGACCAGUCAUCGGCCGAGUUUGUGGAGAGGAGGAGAGCAGCUCUGGAAAGGUAUCUCCAGAGGUUGGUUUCUUAUCCAUACAUUUUACAAGAUCCUGAUCUCCAAGAAUUCUUGGAGAAAGAUGAGUUACCCAGAGCUGUGAGCACACAGGCCCUGAGUGGGCCUGGCUUCAAGAAGAUGAUCAACAGGGCGACGGACGCAGUCAACAAGAUCACCGUCAAGAAGGACAAGUCACAUGCUUGGUUUGAGGAGAAGCUCCUGGAGAUGGACAACGAGGACCAGCAGCUGAAGAGGCUCCAUGCCGCUGUGGACUCGCUGGUCAUGCACAGGAAGGAGCUAUCCGCAAACACAGGGGUGUUCGCCAAGAGCCUGGCCUUGCUGGGCAGCUUGGAGGACAGCACAGCCCUGUCGCGUGCCCUGGUCCAGCUUGCGGAGGUGGAGGACAGGAUGGAGCAGCUGCAGCAGGAGCAAGCGACCAGGGACUUCUACACCUUUGCAGAGCUACUGGCCGACUACAUCCGCCUGUUAGCAGCCGUCCGGGGCUGUUUUGACCAGCGUGUGAAAGCCUGGCAGCGGUGGCAGGACAGCCAGAACAUUCUGCAGAAGAAGCGGGAGAAUGAAGCCAGGCUGCUGUGGUCCAGCAAACCGGACAAGUUGCAACAGGCCAAGGAUGAGAUCGCUGAGUGGGAGGCCAGAGUGAACCACUACGGGAAAGACUUUGAGAGGAUUUCUGCAACUGUUCGCAAAGAGGUACUCAGGUUUGAGAGGGAGAAGGCCAGAGACUACAAGGCCCAUAUUAUAAAAUACCUGGAGUCUCUUCUACAAUCACAGCAGCAGGUGGUGAAAUACUGGGAGGCAUUUCUACCAGAAGCAAAAUCAAUUGCAUGAUGGGAAGCGCAGAUCUGGAGUGAAAGAGGCUGCCUUUUUGUACAUGUCACCUCUUGCCUAUAAACCAAAUAAAAAGAACCAGGGUUUUACCAAAAGAAAUGCAAUGUGAUAAGUUUCAUAAUCAACAACCAGCUCUUCAAUUUUUCUAAAAUAUUGAUUAUAUAUUUUUUCAUUCAACUUCCAUCUGUUUUUUUUAAAUUGCUUUUUUUUUUUUGGUUGGAGGUGGUCCAAAUGUGAACCAUAUGUUUUAUUUUUAUUUUAACCACCAUGUGUUAAAGUAGCAUUGUCUGUGGAGACUAUUUAUUAACACUGUUAUGCAUUUGCAACACUUCGCUGCAAGAAUCACUUGUGUCAGCAGCCUAUGCGGGCGGCCUGAGCGGGCAGCCUAAGCCGGCUAUACCUGCUGCAGGAGCACUUCACUCCCUGGUUCAUUAGCUGUUGGUUAAGCUGGCCUGUGGCCUGUGAGGAAUCAGAAGCAUCUAAGCAGUCUGUCUGAGCUUUGGCCAAUGAGAAGGGAGGUCAUUAAGACGACAGGAUUAGGACAUUCCAGGGCUGCCUUUGGUUGCUCCUUAAAGUUAAUGGUCUUUUGCGGUAGCAUGGUGUACAGGUAGUGCAGCUAGCGGUGUCCCUGUAUGUGCAGACAGCUGUACCCUCUAGCUCUGGUACGGUGGGUGAUGGUCAGUAACCCUAGUGAACAGACAGCCGAAGGGGAGGGUGGGCUGAGCGCUGCCAGCUGAAACUGGAACUCUCCAUGGAUUAGCAGGGAUUUGCCAGGUUCUUGUCCAGGGUCCAGGAAAUUCUGCAUUUUACAAGUAGGUGGCAGUGAAAUAAUCUAUGGUUCCAUGCUAAAUGAACAUGCACUGGUUUAGCAUUGACAUGAGCAAACUUGAACAAACACCAAAUGAUGUAUGAUGAGUAUUUGCUUCUGUCAUACCAAGUAGGGAUAAAGUUAUUUAUUUUACAAUGUGAAUAAACCCCUGUAAUUCGUAUCACUACCUAAAAAUGACAAGACUGAAAACAUUUCACUACUCAUUUUAGGAUAUGAUGACCAUGACAUGACCUUUAAAUUGUAAGUAAAAGGAACUGAUGUCUUUUGUAGCUGCUAAUCUGAUCCCUGCCAGCCUCUUCACCCUAUACCCUUAAGAUACUAGUUUGAGUGGGAGAUUAGCAUGACAAGUCGUAGUCAAUACUCAUACCUGAGGCUUUGAGAUUACAGCUCAGUGUAGUAUAACUUUUGAACAUUUCACUUUCAUAUUGUAGAAAAGGCAUCUUAAGUGAUUUUUAUUGUAGUUAAGCAGCUUGCUUGUACCAUUGGAAGAUACAUGAGGUUGUUUUUGUUUGCUGGUUUAAAAAAAGGCACAGAUCUUUGGAUGAAGUGUUUGCCGAUCUAUCAUUGGUCUUUGGAUGAAGUGUUUGCCGAUCUAUCAUUGAUCUUUGGAUGCCAUUCUGUUGUCUGUUUUUCUUGUGUUAUUCCAGCAAACAGCCAUUUUUUGUGCAUUCCAACCCUUAUUUUUGAAUGCAAUGCUUCAGUUUUCACAUAGUUUUGUGGCUACGUCGCGUAUGACCUAUAAGCAUCCCACAGUGAUGUUGUGAGACGUUAAAUGUGACUUUAAAAUAUGAAACUAUUUCAAUUGCCACUGUUGAAAAUAAAGUUGUUUUAAGGAAGGUGGCGUCGCUCCUUUCAAAUCUAUAGCCUUUGGGUGGUAAGUGGAAGAAACAAAUGUUACUUUGUAGUUCUGACCUUUAGUGUGCUGUGGCAUCUUCAUAUCUCUUUAGGAUAGAGAGUUGCUGUAUUUCUAUAUCAUUUAAAGAUAUCUCAAAAAUAAAGCUUUUCUCUCUGACAUUUU
Molecule: messenger RNA, 3433 nt
Organism: Paramormyrops kingsleyae
Lineage: Eukaryota; Metazoa; Chordata; Actinopteri; Osteoglossiformes; Mormyridae
Product: sorting nexin-1-like
Biological process (GO): early endosome to Golgi transport; intracellular protein transport
Cellular component (GO): endosome membrane; endosome
Molecular function (GO): phosphatidylinositol binding
Source: RefSeq, a predicted model, not a curated record